CCAACGAACCAAACAACCAGUUAGCCACCCUCUUGCCAAUAACUCUUCUUGCCAUUGUUUGUUUUGGAUUUAUGGUUAUAAAAACAGACCAAAAAAGGGACGAGAAAGAUAUAACAAAACUCGGAGCGAGUGCAAUGGGCACACGAAACAAGUGAAUGAAAUUCAAUGAAGUGAGAGUUGGACGAUAACAAUGAGAGCAAGAAGAAGAAAAGCUUUGUAAACUAGGAAGAGAAUUGGGUAGAAAAAAGAAAAACAACAACCAUCAAGUUAGGGAAAACUCAAGUGAACAACAACACGGCACGUUAUGUUACGUGCAAACACAAGAAGGACAUCAAAAUGAAAUAAAAAAUUGCCACAAGGGGAGCACACGAAUACGACGAAAGCCAACACACACACACUCAUACACACAUCGACUCUCGAGUGCCGUUUUUUAUUCCAUUCCAUUUUCACUAUUCUAUUCAGUGGCAACGGCAAAGGCGAAUGUCGAAUGUUGAAGGAACGAAAAAGCGAACGAACGUUGAAUUAGUUACGGUAACAGGCGACGACGGACGGCAACGAAAACGGCUCAACGUUACUUAAAUAAUAUAUUUAAUUUAUCCCUGUGCUGUAAGUGGUUCUUUUUUUCGGUAACCGUGUCUGUGUGUCUCCGUGUGCCAGAGCCCGUGCCCCUGUCCGUGUGUGUGGUUGUGGCUGGUUGUUCAAUGGUCGUCGUAUUUUCCCAUUUUCUGCAUAAAUUUUCACAACCAAGUAUACUAUAUUUAACAUAACUGUAAUAAUAGUUAAGGCAGAACACGAAUCCGAGAAGAAGCACCCAAAUAAAAUGAAAAAAACUAAAACUAAAACUAGACGCCAGUAGUGACAGCAGCAGCAGUUUAACCGACGUAACGCCAUAACCAAGUCAACAAAAUUCUCUGCUACUUCAUUGUUGAGUUGGUCGACCAAUUGUCAAACUGAACGACAGCCAACCUGCAACUCGAAAAUCGCUCGAAAUAUAAUCAAAUAAAGUGAAAAGCUGUUCAGUCAUCCUUUAUUCGUCGGUUCGUCGUCUAUUCGCUUGAAAGUUAUAAAAUUAACCAACAAAAAAAAAAGAAAUUAAAUAAAAAAAUACACACACAUACACAGAUAAAGAGCAUUUGUAGUAAAAUAAAAUUAUGAGUGAAGACGGAAAAAGUUUAUAAUUCGCCUUGUUCGCAACACACUCACACAUCUAUAGAACAAGUACACACACACACAAGCGCACUGUAAAUUUGUUAAAGAGUGAAAAUGUUAGCCCUCUUCUUCUUGUUUUGGUUAAAAAUCAAUAAAUGGCCACUAAAAAUAUUUAAGAAAAUCAAUUUCUCAAAUAAGCUAUAACCUUCUUAAGCUGUCUGUGUCGUCGUACGUAGGGUUUGCACAACAAACGGAACCCUGCCUGCCUACCCGCCAGCCCCUUCACCUCUUCUUCUCUUCGGAACUUGUUCAUUUCGAGAGGGGCGUCUGUGAAAAUCUCGUCGAGGUCUUUUGGGCAACUACUGACAAGUGACAUAAAUGAGGAAGAAACAUUGCCAAUAUCGUUGUCAGAAACGCCAGGAUACGAAAAUACCUCAAAACACUUCUGUGAAAAGCUGAGGAAGUCUCAAGCCCAGUAGCAGUCCCAGCAGCAGCACCAGCACCAACACAGGGAGCCAAGGAGAUUUUUUCGUAGCCAGCCAAAUAACGACGACGACGACAACGUCGACGAGAUUGAAUUUAUCGAAGAGAAAAGUGUAAAUAAAUGUGUAUAUAAGUGCGUGUGAGAGUGUUUGUGUAUGCAUGUGUGUGUGAAAGUGAGCGUGUUUGUGUGAAUGUGUACCAAAAAGUACAAUAACCGAAAAAAACAAGGAAGAAGUGGUAACACCACCAGCAGUAGCAAAGAAAAAACGAAAAAAAGAAGUUUUGUACGCAUCGUAAUCGGAGGAAAAAAAAUUAUACUGCGGUAAAGUGUCGGGAAUACGUCGUCCGUCUUGGCCUUCAAACGGUCUGUGGUCGGUGGCCAAAAAAAAAAGUUGUUUUCCCCGUUCCGAUGUCAGCUAGGAAGUGAGUGAGUGAGCGAGUGUACGAAAAGAAAAAAUAAAACAUGUCCACAUGGAUGUUAAUGUGUCAUAACACAGGCUAUUUAGCGUAACGCCUAAGAGUCUAAAAGUGUGCCAGUGUGUAAAUUAUCCCCCUACCCUGUGACAAAAAAUAAUAAUAACAACAGCGACAACAACAACAAAUAAAUAAACCCCAAACGAAGUCCCAACUGUAUUAGAAAAGUAUCACUGCAAUCCUGCAACUCCCUCCAUCGACAAAAAAAACACAGACAUACAUACAAACAUCCGCAACUCUCUAUAUACCAUGGCUUCAUCUCUACUGGACCUGGAUGACUUAAUAGAAUUUCAAUUGGAUCGCCUAAAACUGGAUGAGCUCAACUUUAAGGAUGAGCUGCAGCUACAAAGACAAUUGCUGGAUCUGGAUGCACUGCAGUGUCCCCAGCGACGCCAUAAAACGGCGGCUAUGGCCACCUCGAAGCUGGCCAAUCAGCAUCACCAGGCACUGCAGGUGCCAGAAGCUUCGUCCUGCAUUGAUCUGCCGACAAGUUUCAUGGCAUCAUCGAACCAGGACGUGACUCCUGCCGCUAUCGCUACCGGAGCCAUCGCCCGCUCCAGUAGUCGCAAAAGUCGCGCCAGUGCCGGUGUAGGUGGUAGUGUUCAAAAUGUAACCACCACCAAUGGCAGCAUUGAAAUAGCCAUGGAAGAGCUUGGAGCCACUGGAGGUACUGGCACUGGUAGUGUCGGAGCAGCCGUCAAUCUGCGUAAUUGCCACAGUUUCAGCGACAGUGAAGACGAUGGUCUAGCCCUAGACCAGCAAAAAGAAUUUAGAUCUCUGGUAAUCGAAUGGUUUCAACAACUCCGCGCCAGAACUGAAGAUUUCAAAUCGGACGAAGAAUCGAGAAGGAUGCGAGAAGCCGGCAAUGAUUCCUAUCGCAAAGAAAGACAUGCUCUCAAAGCUUGUGACCUCUAUACGGAAGCAAUAUUUUUGGCGCCAUCACAAGACAGUAUAGCAGCCGCAAUGGCGCACGCAAAUAGGUCCACAGUAUUGCAUGACUGCGGCAUGUAUGAGCAAGCGUAUGAUGACUGUUUGUGUGCUUUGGAUUUGGGUUAUCCGGAGGAGUAUCAUCCAUUGAUUAAACUGCGUCAAGCCUCUUGUGCCUUAAAAAUGCGUAAUUUCAGUUUGUGUGAACAGCAUUUGCAUGAGCUGUUACACAUGGAACUCUCUGAGACGUUUGAAGCCCGCACUCACGAGCUCUGGCAUGAGUGUGAAGUUCUCAAGGCGGAGAAAAUCGAAAUGGGGGUUCAAACCGACAACGACUUAAUAAGUAACGGUACCAAAAUCUAUGAAGUAGCAUGGCUAGAUAACACCAAUGUUAUAACGACUACUAAGAGCGCCUAUCUGAGGGCCAUUACCAAUAUACCCAACAACACGCCCAUUUUUCAGGAGGAGGCCGCCGUCUUUGUGCCCAGCGGCGCGGCGAGAGUCUGUGACCAUUGCGGCGUCACACAGUUCGUACCAUUUCCAUGCAUUUUCUGCUCUAAUCGUACAGCCGUCUAUUGUUCACGCAAGUGCCGAGCGGCACACGCUUCCAUACACGCUCUCGAAUGCUAUGCUCAUCAGAUUGAACUUUUCGAGGAGUUCGGCGUUGAGUUCUCAAAGCCGCGACUGCUACAGCUCGCAUUUCGCAUGCUCAUCAACGGCCUGCCCCAGGUGGUGCCCCAUUGCCGCAAAAAACCCACAGUCAGCAAAAUGUGGAACGCCUUCAAUAGCAUACUAACCGAACGCAACUGCACCUCUUCGUCCACCUCGUUAGCUGCCUCGUCGACCUCCUACUCAGCACUGCUGCGCCUCGAAUCGCACCUAGAUAAAGAGGAGAAGCCCAGUAUGGUCUCCUUUGCUAUUGUCGCACACAUACUCGCCAUCUACUUGGGCGAGUACACCGACUUCUUCGAACUACUCGAGCUGACAAUGCCCGCAGCAGCAAAGCUGACGCGCCAGGAAUGGGAAUUGCUCGCGUCGGCUUUGCUGUUGCGCCACAUCUGCCAGCUGCGGCACAAAAACCUCAUACACUGCCCAUCCUUUGUGCUGCCCGCCGAUCCUCAUGUCCUCUCGCCCAACGAUGAGUUCUCGCUGUGGGAAACGGUGCGACACGUGCGUCGCGGCUACCUCCACCUGGUGGCCGGCGACGUCACGACCGUAGCCUAUGCGGUGUUCCCCCAGACCCUGAGCCACUGCCGCCACUCGUGUGCCGAUAUGAUUUAUCGCAAGAUCAACGGUUGCAAGCUGACCGCCUAUGCGACCAGUGAUAUACCAGCAGAUGCCUGCAUUUGUAACUGUUUCGUUAGUGGGAACUAUCGACAAUCGCUGUAUAGCCAUCGCAAAUUGGAAUUGUCCGCACGAGGCAUUGAUUGCAAAUGCGAAAAGUGUUUUCGUCCAUAUCCCGAUGAGGAUUUUCAUAAAUUUCAUCGUUACCGCUGUGAUAAUCCGAACUGCAAACAAAUCUUUACACCUUCGAACCUGAAACGCACCCGUAAUCUGCAAUGGUGGAAGUCGGACUACUAUCGCCGGCCCGAGAAUAACGGUUCCGAGCUGUUGGUCUGUACGGUUUGUGAUCAAACGCAAAAACUCGAAUGGUUUUGGACGUUUACGGCAGCUCUCAUGGACUGUGAUACCAUCGAGGAACGUUGUAAAUUGUAUGCGGCUAUCGAACGGGCCGAUGCGCAACUAGUGGACACCCAUGAAUUGAAGGUGGCACUGGCCCGUCAAUUAGUCGAACAAUGUUUGUUGAUACACAGAGAGGGUACAAAGCCAUUGGAUGAAUGGGAGCUGAAUAAAUUGGGUUCCAUUAUGCGAAGUGCUUUACACAUUGUUGCGGCUCAGCAUCGUGUCUUCAGUCUGGAAUAUGUCCAGCACAUGUCCUAUUUCUGGGAUGUCAUGGCCCUGAGCAACUACAAGUGUGGCGACAAGGAGCUAAUGCAAAUGCUGCACGCUCUCGAGUUCAUACCCGACGAGUACAAGGAGAUCUUUAUUAACUACUACGAAGACUUUAUAGCACCCAAAUUUGUGGAGGAGAGCUAUGCCAAUAUUCUGGAUACUGAAGUGUAAGCAAGAAUGGAAUACAACAGCAGCAAAAACUAUUACAACCGAAAGGACUAAAAGUAAACAAACCAACCAACCAACAACAAACAAAAAACACUAAAGCUAAAGUACAUAGAAAAAAGGACUAAAUGAAAUUACAACAAACACACACGUCAUGUAAUGAUAAUAUUCAAGGGAAAAUGUAAACCAUAGAACAUCAAAUUAGCAAUGGACCUUUAGAGAUUCAAUUUUGUUAUUGGAAAUACAUACAUUUUUUGUUUUUGUAAAAUAUUACAUUCCAAACAACAUCAACAAACAUGUUGAGUGCUAAACUUAAGCUGAGCAAUAAAGGCGCGUGUAUUUUUUAUUUAUUAAAAAAAAAGAAAAACAAACUAAAUCACAAGAAGUCGAAGAAGACAAAGAAAAUACAAAAUGUAGCAAAGAUAAUAAUUAUGUAUAGGUAAAGGACAUACAUACAUACAUUUAAAUUUACAACAACAAAACAAACCCACAAUGUUCACAUAAAAAUCGGGGACUGAAGAUUGAAAAGUGCUACAAUAUUGCAAAUGAGACGCAUGCUUACAAGUUUUAACAGGUAAAAUGAUAGUUAAAUUGGGCCGGGCCGUACUUUUUACACCUUUCACCAUUUGGAGAAUGAGGAUGGAGGCUAUUGAAAAACGUUGACCAAUAUAGAAAUUGUUUUGCUACAGAAAUUUAAGUAGUUCCGCUAAAAAAGGUGUCUAAAAUCACCAAAAUACCGAAUAUUAGGAAAUACCCUUAUACGGCGACUUCUAAAAACAAUGUUCUGCCACUGAAUGUAGAACAGUAGGUGAAAAUUAACUUCCGAAUUAUAAACUAUUCCGUGUGGUCAGCGAACAGCGAAUAUCGGUAGAUACAAUUAUAUGGGGCUAUAUGGAAACGUUGACCGAUAUAGCUCAUCAUCGAACUUGACUUGCCUGCAGACAAAAGACGACGCUAUACUUAAUCUUAGAUUUCUAUCACAUGUCGUUUGGACUCUAGAGUGGUUACAACACUGCCGGGUAAGGCCAGCAUCUGAUCAAAAAUAUAUUAACUUUGUUGGGUCUAAAAUGAUUAUUCCGAUGAGCUACAAACGGAAUGACAAACUUUAUGUAUUCUCCUUACUAUGUAUGGGGCAGGGUAUAAAAAAAUCCAUAGAAAACAUCUGUAGCACGUACGAAGCAAACUGAAAACAAGUAAAAAAAACAGCUCAGCUAAGCUAUACCCUCCACCAUUUGGAAAAACUUUAACAUUUUCAAAAAAAAAUCGAAAACUACCACUUAAAUGAAAACCGUAGUACCCAUUAAGAUCUUGUAAUACGAAAUUUGAAACGAUUCUGGUGAAAAAUGUUGCUGAGAACGUCAAAAUACCGACUAUCGGGGGGUACCGCUAAGUGGGGACCAUACGAAGAACUUUAAAUAUAAAAUUUGAAAUAAUGUUGCUAAAAUCAUGAAAAUACCAAAUAUCGGGAGGUACCGCUAUAUAGGGACUAUACAUGAUUACAACAGACAGACAUACGGACAUCGCUAGACCGUCUUAGAAUUUUUGACUGAUCCAGAAUAUAUAUACUUUGUAGGGUCUAUAAUGAAUAUUACGAGGAGUUACAAAUUGAAUGACAAAGUUAAUAUACCCUCCAUAGAAUGGUGGAGGGUAUAAAAAUGUGUGAAAUUUGUUGUUCUCAAAUUAUGAACCCUAGGCUCCCCUUCGGACUUCCUCGGUGCCACAAAUAGUUGUCAUAGAAACUUACAGGUCAUAACCACCAGUUUAGUCUUAUAAACGUCGAAUAUCUUCUUUCCAUUUCGAACCUUGAAAAAUUAUACACACAUUCUUCUUUAUUUUUUUAAGACAAACAAACAUUCAUCCUGAAAAUUUUUUAAAAAUUCUACUUUAUUUAGAUAUAAAACUUUCAUAUCAGUAGUUUGGUGAAACUCUGCUUGAGAGUGGGUUACAGCUUUAUUAUACUCCCUGUAAUAUAGCUUAAUUUUGCCUGCAAUACCAUAUGGUUGAACAAAUAUUUUAAUAAACAAACCUAAUACAUUUUGAUUUUUUAUGGCAUAACUUUGAGGAAAGAGAAUGUGUCUUAAUAAAUGUCUAGGAAUGUUUGCGAUUCAUAUCGAUAUUCUAUACCGACCAUGUAUUUCCUUAGGCAUACAUACGACUUUUGAAUUUUGUAGCACUUUUCAAUCCAAGGAAAUCAAAAUUUAAAAAAAAAAUACAAUGCAAGCCCAUUUAUUCUGAAUCACUCAAAGAUAUAACAACAUCAGAAGCUAUAACAAAAUUAUAUAAAGAAACACAACUAGACGCCAGUUCAUUAUCCCCAACAACAACAAAAACUAAAGAAAGGAACAGCUUAUUUUCUCAUAAAAUACAAAAACAACAAUUAUAUAUCCCAAGCAAAACAAAAAGAAACAUUUUACCAAUUUUGAGCUAUAUACAAACAAACAUAAUGGUUUAUUUUGUUAUUUAUCUUAUUUUAUUUAACAAAAAAAAAAACAAAAACCAAAACCUAAUUGAUUACUGCUUAAAAUAACUCAAUCUCGAUAUAAAUAAUUGCAAAUACAUACAUACGUAUUAAACAACAAAAAAUUAUAACAGCUGGCAUUCGAAGUGAAUGCUAAGAGAAGAAGAAGAACAACAACAAGAAAUAUUAUUCAAAUUAACUUAAAAUAAGCCUAGUUUUAUAUAUAAAACAAAAAGCAAAAAAUAAACAGAAGAGUAUAACGGUUAUUUUUGUUACAUGAAUUGAAUGCGAAAGCGAAUGAAUAACUCAUAACCUCAAACAAAAGAAAUACACAACCGGUUACUUUAGGUAAAUUGUUAAUAAUUUAAACAAAUUUAUUAAAUCAUAACAGAAAACAUAUAUUUAAAGCAAAACAAAACAAAAAACAACAACUAAAAUCCCAUUUAAAAUUAAUAACAAAAAAAACAAUUCAACACAAAAUAAACUUUUUUGAGGCAAUUUAUGUAAAUAUGUUUGCAUUACAACCGAAACCCAACAAACAAAUAAUGAUUACUCGCAUAAGUUUAAAUAAUAAUACUACAACAACAACAAAUAACAACCAUCCACCAUCAUGAAACCAAAAAAAAACUAUUCAAAAUCGAAAAAAAAUUAUACUUCUAUUCGCAUUUCAAAUUCAAGGCAAACAUUAAUGCAGUGCUGCUCAAAACAUUUGUGACAAUUAAAGUUCCAUUAACGCAGAAUCAUUUUGCAUUACUCCAAAAAAAGACCGGCCCUGUUGUGGGACUCUCAAACUCAUUUUUUGAGUUACCGACAAACAUCAAUAGAUUUAAAACGCAAAAUCAUGAAUUAAAAGCCGAUACUAAAGUUCACAGCAAUUUUUCUAAUGGAAGAACAUAGAACAACUUUGUUUUUGAUCGCCAACCUGCAGAAAAUUGUUAUCAGUAAUUCUAAAAAUGACUUAGGCAAUCUUACUGCUGGGAUGUGAUCUUGUUCUAUGAAAAUAUUAAAUUCUUAAAUCAGACCUACUAAGUGAUAGAAAGGAACUAGUUUUUCGUCUCGUGAUUGCCGACCAGGUACUCUACCGGUCUCUUAGAUUAAUUUUCUUCCAGCUUCUUUGACGAGAGAUUUUUUGAAAUAGCUGUCAUAAAGGCUUGUUAAUGGUUUAACAGUCUCAUCAAUCGGUGGAUCAAUCGUCAGUCAAUAAUUCAAUAGAUUCAUCGAUAAUUCACCCCAUUCCCCACUGUUACUAUAUCCUGGAACUCAACAAAGCUUAAUUCAAUCACUCAUUUUCCUGAGGGUUGGCGAUUUAAAGGCGCUUGUCUGGAUAGCAGUAAGGGCCUGUUAUGCCAUAGCAUAGUUCUUUUACUGUUUGGGCUGCAUUCUUCGCCUGAAAAACGCUGCAACUGUCAUUAAGCUCAUAUGAGUGUUUGUUUAAUCUUUGGAUAAGGGCAGCAGACGUCAACACCGGUGCCUUCAACCAUCUUGGAACCGUCUGCAUAUAUAGUCCGGCCGUCCGGAGGAGGUUCACCAUCAGCCCAGACGUUCCUCAUGAGUAAUAAGAUUUAUGAUUUAUAGCAGUUUCUUAAUUUCUUUAGAAUGUAUGGGUUUCCCAAACGCUUCUCCUUUUACAUUGACUUUAAUUUGUAUAACAACAGUUUAAAAAAAGUCACAGAAGCCCUUACAUUUUUAUAAAAUUUUGUUGUUGCAAAAUUAUCAGGCUUAAUAAAAACAACGUUUAUUUAUUAGUGGAGAAGGAUGGAAAUGUUUACCAGGGGGUAAAAGCAGGGAAUACCUAGGUUUCGGAAAGAACCACCAAUCCUCAUCCUUGCUUUUUCUUUGGGAUAUUCUCCCAAAAAACAAGGAAACUGAUGAGGACUGGUGGCUCUCUCCGAAAACUAGAUAUUACCUGCAUUACCCCCUAGUAAACAUUAACAUCCUUCUCCACUAAUAAACAAACGUUCUCUUUAUAAAAAAAACAACAAUGGUGGAAUUAAGCCCGAAUAUUUUACAACAGCAAAAUACUACAGUAUCCCGAACAAACAUGCCAAUACUGUUCUAUUUUGAUAAAAUACAUCAAUUUACCAUCAAUUCAAAAUGCUAUUUAUUAUUUCUACUCUCAAGUAGGAAUUCCCUUACAAUUACAAAAUGAAACACAAAUUGGAAAUUCCUUUCAAUACAACUUUUGAACAUUCCCGUUUGGUCUCUUGAUUGAUAUAAAUGUUUUAGGUACCACUGUGUGUUUAUUUAUAAAGCAAUCGAUAUUUAAUGUUUUGUUCCAAUUAUUUAUUUUUAAUUUUAUAAUCACAAUACCACAUGUAAUAUACAAGAAAAAAAACAAUGUUUAUGAUAAUAAUAUUCAGAACCGUUAUCAUUGCAUAUUAACAGAUGACAACAACAACAUGAAGAAAAACAACAACAACAACAUAAUGACAAAAAGGCUUUUUAUUAAGUUCAGCUUCUAAGAAGCUUUAGUUUUUAGGCUUUUUUAAUUGUAUUGUAGCAUAUCAGCAUAAGUAACGAUUACUUUGUUAUAUUAAUGAAUAAAUUAAUUAGUAAAAGAAGCAAAUGACAACAGCAAAAUGAAAAUCCAAAAAAAUAAAAAUUAAACCAAAUUAUAAACUACAAAACCCCUAUACUAACGAAAUGUAUGCAUAUGACAUGAAAUGCGCAAGGCUCAGCCUUAACUCAUAACUCAUGAAGCGAUAAUGGAAGAGAGUGUUUAGAAAAUUAACAAAUUCUUAUUGAAAAAAAAAACAAA
Messenger RNA from Musca domestica (house fly), 10367 nucleotides. RefSeq lists its product as uncharacterized. Lineage: Eukaryota; Metazoa; Arthropoda; Insecta; Diptera; Muscidae. The transcript has 6 exons. The coding region runs from base 2356 to 5157 and encodes 933 amino acids. Gene Ontology annotation, molecular function: protein binding. The record is from RefSeq and is a predicted model, not a curated record.